GUAUACAACGGAAACAUACCUGUGCUGGUCGUCGCCGAACCAGAACUCGUAAAACAGAUUUGCGUCAAAGAUUUUCACGUAUUUCCCGACCGGAACCGUAAUCGAGUCGUUCACCCGAUUCUCGGCAAACACUUAGUGACCGUUUGUGGCGAUGACUGGAAGCGGAUCCGAUCGAUAGUGACUCCAACUUUCAGUUCCAGCAAAAUGAAGAAUAUGUUUCCAAUGAUCAGAAAUUGUUUGCAAAAUUUUAUCAAUGAGUUGGAAGUGUUGGCCAUCGAUGGUAAAGAGGUAAACGUGAAGACACUGUACGGUCAGUACACAAUGGAUGUGAUCUCUACGUGUGCUUUUGCCACCAAAACCAAUACAUACAAAGACCCGAACGAUCCCAUUUUCUUCAUCUUCCCGGAGCUGAACGUCGGCGUCACUAUAGAUCGGAUCCGUUUCCAGUCGUCGCCGCUUUCGGCCACCAAAUGGCGGCUCAGAAUCGGAUGCCUUCUGGUGUUAGUGUUGCGAUCAGUGAAGACGUUAAAGUCUUUCACACAAAUCUGUUUUAUGAGCUCCGGUUCGGCCACUAUUAGCACCGGUCUGUUUCCCGAAUAG
Messenger RNA from Medioppia subpectinata, 600 nucleotides. The record is from the annotation of a GenBank genome assembly. Lineage: Eukaryota; Metazoa; Arthropoda; Arachnida; Sarcoptiformes; Oppiidae.